ACUGUCGUAAACUAAGAUUGCAUGACGGCUUCCUAGCUUUACGGUGACGGCAACUAUGGCGGCUGCCAGUGGUCGAUUUGAAAGUGCGAAGAGUAUUGAAGAGCGUAAAGAACGGACCCGGAUUGCCAGGGCCGAGGUGUUGCGCCAGGCUAAAGCCAAUUUUGAAAAAGAAGAAAGACGUAAAGAACUUAAGCGACUUCGGGGUGAGGAUACAUGGAUGCUGCCUGAUGUGAAUGAGCGAAUUGAACAAUUCUCACAGGAACAUUCUGUGAAGAAAAAGAAGAAAAAAGAUAAGCAUUCGAAAAAAGCAAAGAAAGAGAAGAAAAAAAAGAGCAAGAAACAAAAAUAUGAAAACGAGUCAGCUGAUAGUUCAUCAAGCUCUGAAGAUGAGUGGGUUGAGGCUGUUCCAUCCCAGACUCUUGGCAAAGAAAAGGCCUGGAAAGUGAAAGGUGAAAAGUCAGAACAGGAAGACGACAAGCAAGCUAUUCAGAGGGAUGAGUGGAUGACUGUUGAUUUUAUGUCUGUUAAAACUGUGUCAUCAUCAUCACUCAAAGCUGAAAAAGAAGCUCUGAGGAAAGUAGAGCAAGAGAAAACUCAAGCACUUGAGCAGUCCAAACUGCUAGAAAGAGAAUUGAAUCCAUAUUGGAAGGAUGGUGGGACAGGUCUUCCACCAGAAGACUGUGUAUCAUCGAUUAGUAAAGUUUCAGUAGUAGAAGAUGGUGGAUUAAGCUGGCUAAGGAAGUCUUAUCAGAGAAUGAAGGAACAAGCUGAGAAACAAAACAGAAAUUUUGAGGACAUUGUAGCUGAAAGAUAUGGAUCAAUGGAAAUAUUUCAGUCAAAAUUGGAAGAAGCUGAAAAAACUGCAUCCACAAAAGAAGAUUAUAGGCGAGAACGGUGGAGGAAACCAACAAUUUCAGAUAAAGCACAAAAUAGUCAAGAAAGUAGGAAAUCAGACUUGGUAAGAUAUAGUAGCAGUUCAAGGGAUAGAUAUGCUACAACAGAUAUUGUAAACAGUAGCAAUAAAGAUAAGUUUAGUGGUGCUGAAAAAGAUAAGAGAUCUGCAUCUUUAGAAACACGUAGAAGAGAAUCCAACCCAAGGCAGAAUAAAGAGUUUUCUUCCCUUGGAAAUUUGAGACCUAAGUUUUUGAGACCCUCUGAUGAUGAAGAACUGUCGUAUCACAGCAAGGGUAGAAAUUUUGAACCAUUUAGUUCAUCUUCAGCAUUGGUAGCUCAGGGUUCUUUUCAUUGUGGUUUUCGAAAACCCACUGAGACCGGUGAAGAAUGUUUGACAUCAUGGAGUCAAUCUGAUGGAAGAGGAGAUAAGAAACAUUCAAAUCAAAAGCCAUCGGAAACCAGUAGCAGUGUUGAAUACCGACACAUUUCAGGAGAUGUGACAGAAAAAUUACAAGAUGAAAGCUUGAGAGAUGACCCUCAAAAAAAAGAACAUCUGCAGGACACAAAGUCUACAUUUGCAAGUAGUCCGGAAGAUGAGCCCAUUCACAUCCUGAGUGUUGAUGAGAAGAACAAGUUGGGAGCCAAGAUUAUCAAGGCAGAGAUGAUGGGGAAUAUGGAAUUAGCUGAACAACUUAAAGCUCAACUUGAAAAGGCAAAUAAAUUCAAAGAAACUAUGACACAGAUAUCAAAAACCGGGGAAGAGUAUGACGACCAGCAAGAAGUAGUCCUUGUCAGAACAGAUCAGUCUGGAAGAGUAUGGCCUGUGAACAAACCAGGAAAAUCUCUGGAAUCAAAAGGAGGAAGAAGGAGACAGAUGGUUUCAACCCAUGAGGAGAAAGAAAGGGUCAGAUACUUUCAUGAUGAUGAUAAUCUAAGCCUAAAUGAUUUAGUCAAAAAUGAAAAGAUGGGAACAGCAGAAAAUCAAAACAAACUUUUUAUGAGAAUGGCAUCUAAGUUUAUGGGAAAAACAGAUGGAGACUAUUAUACUCUGGAUGACAUGUUUGUCUCCAAAGCAGCUGAGAGAAAAUGUCUUGGUGAAGAAGAAGAGAACCAGAGGAAAAAAGCUAUUGCUGAGCAUCAGAGUCUUGCUGCACAAAUGGAAAAAUGUCUAUAUUGUUUUGACAGCUCUCAAUUUCCCAAGCACCUUAUUGUUGCAAUAGGUGUUAAGGUUUAUUUAUGUUUACCCAACUUCCGAUCUCUCACCGAGGGGCACUGCCUGAUAGUCCCUUUGCAGCACCAUAGAGCAGCUACUUUACUGGAUGAAGACAUCUGGGAGGAAAUUCAGAUGUUCAGAAAAUCAUUGGUAAAGAUGUUUGAAAAUAAAGGAUUGGACUGCAUCUUCUUAGAAACUAAUAUGAGCACCAAGAAACAAUAUCACAUGGUUUAUGAAUGCAUUCCUCUCCCAAAGGAAGUGGGUGAUAUGGCUCCCAUCUAUUUUAAGAAAGCCAUAAUGGAAUCUGAUGAAGAAUGGUCCAUGAACAAGAAGUUGAUUGAUCUCUCUUCAAAAGAUGUCAGAAAGUCUGUACCCAGAGGCUUACCUUAUUUCUCUGUGGAUUUUGGCCUCCAAGGAGGGUUUGCCCAUGUCAUUGAAGAUCAGCACAAAUUCCCUUCGUACUUUGGAAAGGAAAUCAUUGGUGGGAUGCUGGAUAUAGAACCAAGACUUUGGAGGAAAGGGGUCCGAGAAAACUUUGAGGAUCAGAGGAAGAAAGCACUGCAGUUUGCUCAGUGGUGGAAACCAUAUGACUUCACUAAAAGUAAAAAAUGUUGAGGUGUACCUUUCAUUUUUAGUUUCCUCUUCAGAUCCCAUUCAGGUUUAUUUCCAUUAUGUGUAUAACUAACCAGCUGACCCUCAGGUCAUAGAAAGAGAGUCACAGCAAUAGACUGCUCUGGAUCUCUGACAACUGUUGUGCAGUUGUGUUGUUUUCUUCCCCACCUGCUCCUGUGGACUUCAUAUUAGGGACUUCCAUAUGUAUAUAUUGCAUGACCUGCUCACAUUCCUGUUCUGUACCUACUUCUUGGUGUCUGAACUAUUCAGUUAAUUUAGAGAAGGGCUUUUCUGAAGGGGUAUUUAGGAAGCACAGAAAAUCCUUCGUUCAGAGGGAAAUGGAUCUGCUUCAAGGUUAAGUCUAUUGCCUGGUUUCUUUUGCAUUUUUUAGAACAAGACUUGGUGUAAUUUGGUAAUAAUUGAAAUUUCUUUUCAUAGGAUUUUAUAGAAGAGAUCUUAGUUUUCUACCAGUAGCGUAUAGUAUCACUACUAUUCUUUUUGUUAAAAGAAAAAGAAUUAAAAAUUAAAUGAUAGUAAAGAU
This is a messenger RNA of Lemur catta (Ring-tailed lemur), 3260 nucleotides long. RefSeq names its product CWF19 like cell cycle control factor 2 (gene CWF19L2). The coding region runs from base 56 to 2722 and encodes 888 amino acids. Gene Ontology annotation, cellular component: post-mRNA release spliceosomal complex. Lineage: Eukaryota; Metazoa; Chordata; Mammalia; Primates; Lemuridae. The record is from RefSeq and is a predicted model, not a curated record. Gene Ontology annotation, biological process: mRNA splicing, via spliceosome. The transcript is spliced from 18 exons.